AUGAAAUUCGAUAAUGAAAUACUGAGAUCUCAUGAUGAACUUCUAGAUCAAAUACAAGUAUUGGAAAAAUCCAAUCAUUUGUCAUGGAAUCUUUUCGCUCAAAUUGAACAAUGGAAGAAAACAACAAUCAACAAAGUAGAAAUAGCAGCAGAACGAGAUCGUCUUGAACUUACCAAACUCAUUAAUAAACAAAGAAUAGCAAUCACAAAACAACCUAAAGCAAUUACAAAAGAAGUUCGGCGUCAUCGAGAAGAAGAAAAUUUUGUUGAAAAUGAUAUUAAUCAGCUCCAAGCAAAACUCCAAGAAACCCAACGAACAAUUGAACAAUUCAUUCAAAAAGAUACUAGUGAAACUCUUAUUGUUGAUAAUGAUCAAAUCAAUUGGAAUCGAAUCAUUUACAUCCGAGAAGAUCAACAAAAUUGUAAGUAUAUUGAACCAAAUGUAUAG
This is a messenger RNA of Rotaria sp. Silwood2, 447 nucleotides long. NCBI's taxonomy places the organism in Eukaryota, Metazoa, Rotifera, Eurotatoria, Philodinida, Philodinidae. The record is from the annotation of a GenBank genome assembly.